Erpetoichthys calabaricus (reedfish) is the source of this 5149-nucleotide messenger RNA. RefSeq lists its product as uncharacterized. The transcript is spliced from 4 exons. The record is from RefSeq and is a predicted model, not a curated record. Lineage: Eukaryota; Metazoa; Chordata; Cladistia; Polypteriformes; Polypteridae. The coding region runs from base 262 to 3657 and encodes 1131 amino acids.
CUUUUCAUCGAGCUGUUCGGCAGGUUCUUUCAGGGCGGAGUCUUCAAUCACACCAUUCUUCGUUUAAUGCUUGCAUUAAGGCUGCGCCAUCGGAUUUCACUUUUGUCGUCUUUCACCGUUUGUCCUGGAGUUUAGAAACUGACUGAUUUCGACUUUGAUUGACGUUUACUCCCAUCUCUGUAUUUGUCUUUUGUCUUCUGUUUGUGAUGAACAAAAACCCUUGAAUCUUGAAUCUACAGAGAGAUCGUUGUGACAGCAGUCAUGAAUUUUAUAAAGUGGAUGCUGAACAGCCCUCGACGACUCUGUGUGAUUAUCUUAUUUCUCUUCACUUUUUUUUCUUACUUCAUAUUUAUAAAAUUUCCACCGUAUUUUCAGCACCUCUUUCACCAAGAAACACACGCCGGCAGCCCCCAAGGAUUCACUUUGUCAGUUUAUUUUCAUGAAAGCAGUAAAGCAGCAGGGAACGUCACUGGAGAUGUGAUUCGGAUUAUGGCUGUCGUGAGCACAGACACACACAAGGAAUACCACUGCCAUGUUGAGUGUGACGGCCAUGUGGUCUCCACAGAAGCACAUCCUGAAGUCCACUCCACGGUUUAUGACUUCCCUUACAGGCUGGUGGACCUCCUGUGCCCAAACCCAUGUGGAUUGGCCGGUGCUUUGACUAAAGUGACUGUGAAUACACACAAUGACCAGGGGCUCUCAAUGUCUGCCAUUCAAGCUCCUACUGCCCAUGAGGGGGAGCCUCAGCGUGACUUCACUGCCUGCAUUUCAGUCUUUAGCAAUUACAGCAGAGCACAUCUCGUCCAGCUUGUCCACAUGUAUCAACUGCUGGGGGCUAAAAAAGUCUUCAUUUACACAAACAGUGGCACCACAAAGGCACAGGAGGUGCUGGCUCAGUUCACUAUGGAGGGCUGUGUGGAAGUCAUCGACUGGAGAGUUAGUCGUUUUUUCAGUGAAUCCAACUGGGAGGAUUUCCUAAACGAUAUUCAGGUUGCUGCUUGGAGAGACUGCAUUUAUAGAAACUCGGGCACCAGCCAGAAGCUGGCACUGUCCACCUCAGGGCAAACCAACUUUUACAGUACAAGCAACACCUGGGCAGGACUUCUGCAGUUCUUUGUGAAGGAGAACUUCACUGUCGGCUACCUGGAGGUGCAGGACUGUCACAAAUCCAUACUCUCCUCUUCAGAUGUUGGAGAAGAACAAGAAAAUACAGAAAGACGACAAGCAAAGUGUGGCCACCCAUCCAGCAGGAAAGCACUAGGAGUGGACACCACCUUCUUUUACAUCUCUCUGGCCAAGGAUUCUAAUGUUGGGGAAUGGCCUUCUUUCGUGGCACAGUGCUUUGUGAAGGAGCCUCCUCAAGGGCAAGUGGCUGUUGUCAGGAUGAGAAUUCAAGAGAAAGAGAAUGCCCCUCCAUUGGUCACUCCUGUGAAUGGCACCCAAGCUUUUGUCAUUUCUGCAUUUUAUGAUGACCGACAGCAGCAGGACGUCAUUCGAAUCCUAGGAAUUGUUAAGCGAGAUCAGUAUGAGAAGAUGAAAACAACAUUGUAUUGCCACGUCCAGUGUGAAAGCGCCCUUCACGUUGGGCCUGUCAAGGUGGAAAUUCAUAGUGAGCACUUUGAUUUUCCAUACGGAGCCACAACAUUCCUCUGCAAAAACCCAUGUGGGUCAACGGCAAUGUCCAGUGUGACUGUGAGUACAAGCAUGGAUAGCAGACCACCAGGAGUCGCUUUGAAAAUUCAGAACACUAAAGAAUCUCGACCUGCCAAGCUCCAGCAGGACUUCACUGUGUGCCUUUCCACGAUGUUCAACUUCAGUAAUGUCCUGCAGCUCAUUCAAUCUCUGGAGAUGUACCGACUGCUGGGGGCCGGCAAGGUGGUCAUCUACAAAACGAACUGCUCUGACCAGGUUCAGGAGGUGCUGGACUACUAUACCAAAGAAGGGUUUGUGCAAGUGCUUAAUUGGACGAUAAAUUUGUACCUUAACCCAUCCACAGGCUGGCUCUUUCCCAACCACUUAGGAGAUUUGCACUAUCACGGCCAGAUCGCCGUACUGAAUGACUGCCUGUACAGGAACAUGUACUCCAGCAGAUACUUGGUUUUUAUUGACCAGGAUGAGGUCAUUCUACCCUAUAAACACGGGAACUGGAGAGACCUGAUGGACUACCUAACAAAGGCAACUAGAGCCAACAUCUUCUGGUUCACCAACACUGUCUUUCCAGCUGAUUCUCCUGCUAAGGACCCCUCAACCCUACAAUGGAAUGACAUUAGUGGAAUAAACAUUUUAGAGCAUGUAAGAAGAGAGACGAAAGUUAGGAGGACAGAGGCAAAAAAAAUGAUUAUAGAUCCCAGAAUUGCCUACAAAAUAUCAGUACACUAUCCACUGGAGAAUUUUGGAGUAAGACAUGAGGUGAAUGAACAGGUUGCCUUAUUGUACCACUGUAAAGAGUACGCGGAAAUUACAGAACAAGCAUAUGACCCAAGGAUCUCACAUUAUGAAGCUCCACUGAGUAUAAAUGUGAACAAAGUGCUGAGCAAAACUGUAAGAAGAUCUUACCCUCUUCUGGUCACACCUAUAGACGACAUUGACGUCUUCAUUGUUUCAGCCUUUUAUGAUGGUAGAACAUUAAAUGAGUUGCCAUCGGACGUGAUCCGUAUUAUUGGAAUUGUAAAACGGGAGCUGUUUGAAAACCAGCACAGGACACUUCAUUGUCACAUCAAGUGUGAGAGUGCUGUUCAUCACCGUUACGUUCAUGUUCACCUCCAUGAUGAUCACCAUGAAUUUGCUUAUGGUACAGCAGACCUCCUCUGCCAGAACCCAUGUGGAUCUGCAGCAUUGACCCAAGUGGCUGUGAGUACCAAUGAUGUAAGAAUCUUGUCUGAAAUCUCUCUGAAUGUUUGUAAUUCCAAAAUUACUCAAACUACUGGUCCCCAAAGGGACUUCACCGUGUGUAUUUCAGCAAUGGCUGGUAAUUAUGACAAUGUCCUGCAGCUCGUCCAGUCCAUUGAGAUGUACCGCCUACUGGGGGCUGAGAAGGUCUUCAUAUACAAAACUAACUGCUCUGCUGAGGUUCAGAAGGCGCUGGAUUACUACACCGCAGACGGGUUCUUGGUAGUCUUCAACUGGACUGUGGAUUCCUACGUUAAAGCAUCUGAAAUAUUUAAUCAUGGCCAGAACACGGCCCUCCAUGAUUGUCUCUACAGAAACAUGUACACCAGCAGGUACCUGGUUAUAAAUGAUAUUGGGGAAAUAAUUCUUCCGUAUAGACAUGACUCUUGGAAGGAUCUGCUCGACUCCCUCAGGAGUGAGAACCCCAGGCUGGGAAUUUUUAUGUUCUCAAGUUCCAUCUUUCACCCCAUCACUGAUCCGAAGAUCUCCGGUGAAUUGGAACGUGAAAAUACAACUGGAGCGAAUGAGGUAGGAUGGUCAAAGUCUAAGAAGAUCAUUUUAGACCCACGCCUGGUGCGAGAGGUGCUUAUUUCAGAAUUAAUGGGACGGGUAGAGGAGGUGAAGGAGGUUAGUAAAGAUGAUGCUGUGCUGUUUCACCUUGAGGAUCACAGUGUCGGUCCAACAGGAAAAUAUGAACAGAGAAUACUAAAAUUUGGAUCGAAACUGGACGAGAAUGUGAAUGCAGUGCUGAGAGAAACAUUAAGAUGAGCUUCUUGUAAUGAUGCAUUUAAGACAAUGACAUGAGAAACACAGACCCAACUUCCAUCUUUCAUCAGACUUGACAUAUGCUUGUAUUGCACCGUUUACUGAGGAAACAUCACAAGGCACUUUAUAUUCAAGACAAGAUCAUGAAAAGACCACACACGAGUAAAGGAGGGGCUGGUGUAUGGGAGCCAAACCUCCAGACUGCACAAAUGGCCAAUUGGACUCAUUAGAACUUGUAUUGUCCUCCAUGGAAAUGGGGAAGUGUGUGUGCAGCAAAGAAGAUGCUCUUGUCUUAUUUAACAAACAUGAAAGCCAUUCAGCUCCAAGUGCCAACUGUCAAGAAAACUGACCACUGAAAGUCCGGCCAAAGAACCGUAUCAGGUCAGAAACGGCCCAGAGGAAUUCAAACAUCAAAAAAUGAAAAAUUCAGAAAUCAAGGACAGGAUGGUUAGUCUGGAAAUAAAUCUUAAAAAAGCAAACAAUGGGCUGAACUCAAGGAUAAGAUGAUCAGCCGAAACUACAAACAGUCAAUUCCUCGUUAAAGUGCUGCAUAAGAAACUGAACUUUAAAAACGUUUCAAAUUUGAAGUUGGACUUUUAAAAUUAUUUUUUAACAGUUUUUAUUACUCAGGUAUUCCACUUUGAGCUGCUUGGGCAACUGAAUGUUUGAAAUAAUUAAAUGACUAAUCAUAAUAAUGUGUUUAAAUAAUAUUUGUGAACCUUAUGACAAAUGGAAGGAAAAUAGAAUAAGAAAUGAGGAAAUAUUAUUAAUGCAAAGAAAAUAAUACUUUAAUCCUAUGUGAUAUGGAUCGAGAGAUUAGUUAGAGAAGUAUUACACCAUCCUAGCAGGGAAAGUCGUGGUGUGCUGCCGGGAAACUGACUGGUGAAUGUUUACUAAGCUAACCGUUAAACGAAACCAAAGUGAAAUAAAAAUAAAUCUUAAUAAGCUAUCGAAGUCGAAGAAACAGUAGAUGGUCAAGCUGAAUGAAACACGUUGCUUGGUUCUGAGCUCUUCACUUGUGACGAUCAAUUUUUUCCCCUUGUCCUGUCACACAGUCCUCCCAGAAUAAUGCUUCCCCAGUUCUGUUCACCUCUUUCGUAAGUCGUUUUGUAUGAAAGUAUCCUGCUAAGCAAAUAAAUGUUAAUGAAAUGUGAUGGGGCAUGGGCCCCCCUUGUAGGUGUUAUAAAUAAGAGAUGUUAAUGUGGUCUGAACUGACAAUACACAGCACCAGAGCACUACUGGUACUCACAAGGCAAGAAGGGGUAAAUGUCAGUACAGAGGAGCAGGACGCACACCGGCCCACUUCAGGCACUGACUUUACUGGACCUCCCAUCCAAAUAGGGCUUUAUAAAGUAGGAGUCUCCAGACAACAUUUGAGCAGAUAUUCUAAAAAAAAAAAAAAAAAAAAAAACCCAUCCAAUAAGACUUGAAAGAAAUAUUAAUCAUCUUGAGGAUGAGAAGGAAGGUGUAGAUCUCUGGCAUGGCUGCUGUAUUA